AUAAACUUUUAGAACAUUAAGCCAUGAUGUCUCUAUCUACAACUCUCAAACCGCUUUCUCAUUUUUCACCUUUUGUUAAAAGACAUAACCCCAAAACUAACAAUACCUUGUUCACACUUGACACACAUAACUUUACAAACUCUUUUUGGUCCAAACGAGGAGGAUCUGUGUCUCACAGGAAACACACGGUCGUGGCUGUUUAUGAGGCACCGGAUCAUGUCGAGAGCUCAUGGAGAAGACUCUUGUCGGAGGUUGUGGUGGUGAGAACGAAGAGGUCAUUUUGGGAAAGGAGUUGGACUUCUUGGGACGUGAGCAAGUUAGUAAUAUUCGUCGGGACUCAUUUGUUGAGCCUCUUGGCUCCAUUUUACUUCAGUUGGGAGGCUUUUUGGGUUUUCCCUUGGCUCGUUUUCAUCAAUGGAAUCUGCAUUACCUUGUCUUAUCAUAGGAACCUUUCUCACCGAAGUUUUGAUCUGCCGAAAUGGCUCGAAUAUCUAUUUGCUUACGGUGGCGUUCUGGCUUUUCAGGGAGACCCAAUAGAGUGGGUGAGCAACCAUCGGUACCAUCAUAAGCAUUGUGAGACACAACGUGACCCACACAGCCCUACACAAGGGUUUUGGUUUAGUCACAUGGCAUGGAUAUUUGAUACAAGUUCUAUCCUUGAGAAUUGUGGUGGAGAGGAGAAUGUAGAUGACCUUGUGAGGCAGCCCUUCUAUAGGUUCCUUCAGCGAACGGUCCUAUUGCAUAUGAUGGCUUAUUCCUUCCUCUUCUAUUUUUGUGGAGGCAUGCCUUUACUCGUCUGGGGAAUUGGUAUCACAAUUGCGGUUCGACUUCACCUGACUUUUCUGGUGAACUCAGUUUGUCAUAUAUGGGGAACACGAGCAUGGAACACAUCUGACUUCUCCAAAAACAAUUGGUGGGUAGCAAUUUUAACACUUGGCGAGGGAUGGCAUAACAAUCAUCAUGCGUUCGAGUUCUCGGCCAGGCAUGGACUCGAAUGGUGGCAGCUCGACAUUACUUGGUGUCUCAUUAGAUUUCUUGAAGCUAUUGGUUUGGCCACUAACGUUAAGUUACCUACUGAAACUCAAAUGAAGGGAAAGGCUUUGGUUUGAUCUCUGCUCCUCCUGCUUCCAUCUCCAACUACGAAUCACUAUUUCUUCAGUAGUUAGAGCUGUGAUUUGUUGUGUCUAAAGAACACCAAGACUUUAUAAACAAUCUUUUUAUCUACAUA
Molecule: messenger RNA, 1228 nt
Organism: Arabidopsis thaliana (thale cress)
Lineage: Eukaryota; Viridiplantae; Streptophyta; Magnoliopsida; Brassicales; Brassicaceae
Product: Fatty acid desaturase family protein
Exons: 5
Coding region: 24-1109 (361 amino acids)
Biological process (GO): unsaturated fatty acid biosynthetic process; lipid metabolic process
Cellular component (GO): chloroplast membrane
Molecular function (GO): oxidoreductase activity, acting on paired donors, with oxidation of a pair of donors resulting in the reduction of molecular oxygen to two molecules of water
Source: RefSeq, marked reviewed